This is a messenger RNA of Camelina sativa (false flax), 2038 nucleotides long. Its product is annotated as putative protein phosphatase 2C 68. Gene Ontology annotation, biological process: protein dephosphorylation. The record is from RefSeq and is a predicted model, not a curated record. NCBI's taxonomy places the organism in Eukaryota, Viridiplantae, Streptophyta, Magnoliopsida, Brassicales, Brassicaceae. Gene Ontology annotation, molecular function: protein serine/threonine phosphatase activity; cation binding.
CUAGAAAAAGGGGAUAUAGCAAAGAGAGGAUUAGAUUUACGAGAGAUCCACAAUAAUUCCAACAAAUUUCAAAGCUUUUAGAUCGAUCUCGAAGCCGUUCACUAAUGUCGAUUUGGGCGCAGAGUGAGUCGCUAUUGAGGCAAAACAGUUCAGAAAGCAAAAAUAUUGUCGAGAGAAUCUCAGAUGAAGAUGAAGUACGUUACCAGCAAAGCCUUGGUCAGAAUGAAGAUGCCUAUGUUUUUCCUCCUCCAAUACCUCCGAGGUUCGCACUCCUUCCUGUGGGGAUCACGCGCAAGGAGGUUGAUAUCAUAAAGCUUACAUAGCAGUUUGUGGCUGUGUAUGGGUGGUACUUUCUUCUGGAACUGAAGAAAAGUGUGUCUACGAAACCUGUGCUUGAGCCCCUCUUUGUGUUUAUGAAGAAGUCAUUUACUGAUAGCAGACACCGGUUUUACGGCCAGCUUACUCUUGGGUAUUCUAAAGUCUUAUUGCGUUCCCAGAAGGUGAAGAAGAUGGGUACUAGUACGGCCACCAUUCUUAUUGAUGGUUUCUUCAAUCUUCUUCGUCAAGUGCUUGGGAAGGAGGAGGAUGAACAGGGAGUGGAGAUGGGUAUGAUCGAUCUCCAUGCUUUUGAGUAUUUUGUUAACAUGGAGUACAACGACUGGGAUCAGCCUCCAAUGCGAUCGCAUAAAACCCAACCUGAUAGUACUUAUGAUCCAGCAAGAAUCACGACUUUGAAGUUAAGACCUCAAACUCAUGAUGCAGAACCUAUCAGUUUCCCAUUACUUCCUGAUCAAGGUAUCACGCGCAAGGAGCUUGAUAUUAUUAAGCUUACUGCCCAGUUUGUGUCUGUUUUUGGGAUGUGUUUUGGGCAGGAGUUAAUGAAGAGUGCGUUUAUGAAACCUGAGCUUGAGCCUUUUUUUGACCUUUUAGGAAUUUCGAGAGAAAAGAGUUCCAUUUCAGAGGAGACACUGAGGGCUGCGUUUUCUGCUACUGAGGAAGGGUUUCUCACGCUUGUGCGAAGGACUUGCGGGUUAAAACCGUUGAUUGCAGCUGUUGGUUCUUGCUGUUUGGUUGGAGUUAUUUGGAAAGGGACCUUGCUUAUAGCUAAUGUUGGUGAUUCUCGUGCUGUGCUGGGGAGUAGUAAUAGGUCUAACAAAAUUGUAGCUGAGCAAUUGACUAGUGAUCACAAUGCGGCUUUGGAAGAAGUUAGACAAGAGCUUAGGUCAUUGCAUCCGGAUGAUUCGCAUAUUGUUGUCCUUAAACAUGGUGUGUGGCGCAUCAAAGGCAUCAUUCAGGUAUCUAAAUCAAUAGGGGAUGCAUAUUUAAAGCGCCCAGAGUUCUCUCUUGACCCUUCAUUCCCGCGUUUCCAUCUCGCUGAACGGCUACAAAGACCGGUCUUAUCAGCAGAGCCUUCUGUCUACACAAGAGUCUUACAAACAAGCGACAAAUUUGUGAUAUUUGCAUCAGAUGGACUCUGGGAACAUAUGACCAACCAGCAAGCUGUAGACAUAGUGAAUAAAAACCCUCGUCCUGGAAUAGCUCGGAAGCUGGUGAGAAGAGCGAUGAACAUAGCUGCUAAGAAGAGAGAGAUGAGUUACGAUGAUUUGAAGAAAGUGGAGAGAGGAGUGAGGAGAUUCUUUCAUGAUGAUAUAACGGUGGUUGUGAUAUUCAUAGACAAUGAGCUUCUUAUGGUGGAGAAAGCUACGGUUCCUGAAUUGUCCAUUAAAGGUUUUUCUCAUACUGUUGGACCUUCCAAGUUCAGUAUCUUCUUCUCUUAGAAUCUUUUUACAUAUCUUUACUUUACUCCCACAGAUAUGCUAAAAACAAAACAAAAAAGGAACACGGGUCGAUUUUGUACCAACACCUUGAUUUUAGAUACAAAAUUGUAGGUAUAAAUCCUUCAUUUGUAAUGCCAAUAAUCGAUAUAUCCUAAUGUUUCCAUUUGCAUUCUACAUUGGCAGCUCUCGUUUGAACUAAGUGCUGACAAAGUGAAAUGUACAAAACAAAAUGUGAUUACAUUGAAAAGUUUGUUAGAUUA